AUGAUACUCAGAGAUGAGGUGUCUAGUGGGGAUGAGAACGGCGUCUUCGGAGUCUUCAAGUUGAUGCUCUAUAUCGUGCAUUCGGGGAGGCGAAUACGAAGCCAUGAAGCGGAAAAUUACCCACCUAAUGGUGGUUUGUCAGAUGCUGCUUGGCUUGAAUGCCAUAGGGCACGAAGUCUGUGCAUAAGAGGAGCACUCCGAGUUGAUAGCUCGAUCUACUCUCUGCAACGCAAGAAACCGGAAUUCUCGAAAGUCCGCCGGGUCCGCCUGUCUGUCCGCCUGUCCGCCAAGGGGAAACUGGGACAAGGAUGUCGCCGCCUUCUUGCUCUAACCACCAUCAUCCUCACUAGCGAGGUGCCCACUGGCCUUCCUGCCCCACUCUUCAUCAACAUUAUUACCUGGUCUUCACGACCUACAACAGUUUUUGCCUUCACUAAUCGAUACCCGCCCCCGGUCCACCAUGUCUUUCUAGUCAUGUCAACUUCAAGUGACUUGGGUGAUGGUCCUCCGCCGGAUUGGACGGUAAUGAUCCUCCAGUGUACAAAACCUGAUGGCGGCAAGAACAUGCGCAGCAAAACCACGAAGCGCUGCCAGUUGUUCCGCUUCGCCUACCGUCGAAAGGGCAGCCCAUCAUCAUCUCCCAAAGCCACAGAUUCUCGUCGUCGCAAAUCACCGCCUCGAAAACUGAGGCCCAAACACUGUCAUGCCUUAGGUGGCUGUGAAGGGGUUGCAGAUCACAUUGAUAUGCAUGGUCCAUCAACAGAGAACCUCGAGCUGGAUGAUGAACCACACGACCUGCACGAUCUUGUGCCUGCACCUCUGCCAUCUGCUCCUGCCGCUACCUCUGCUGACAAGGGCAAGGGCCGUGCAGUGUCUGAACUUGAAGACGACGAGGAGAUUGAUCAACUUAUAUCUUCGGAUCCCCCUCCUGUCCAGGACACUGGCACAUCUGGAUCACGUACCCUCAACCCACCUGUGAAGUCAUCAACUCUUCCACGAUAUGCAUGACAGAUGCCACCACAGUUCACUCAACAAAUCACGCGUGAGCAGUCGCUAGAGGAGGAAGACUGCCAUCAUGACGCUGUGCGGAUAGAGAGUGCACGACGUGCCAGGUAUAGUGUCACCGUUUAUGGGUUCUUAGAGG
Molecule: messenger RNA, 1144 nt
Organism: Suillus paluster
Lineage: Eukaryota; Fungi; Basidiomycota; Agaricomycetes; Boletales; Suillaceae
Exons: 7
Coding region: 1-1008 (335 amino acids)
Source: RefSeq, a predicted model, not a curated record